CCAGCUCAGAGGCUUCUCCAGAUGGCCUGUCUGGUGAAAUUUCCCUCUUGAAAGAAAGCGCCUUUUUCUCAUAAACCCUAAUUUCACACUUUCUCCAAAACUAAUUUUCGGUUUCAAUUUUAGGAUCACUGUUCUGCUUAAAUUCAUAUAUUCACUCAAACUUAACACACCAACUACAGUUCAUCGAUCAAGUGUAAGCUAAAUACACUUAAAGCUAGGCGUUUUAAAUUUUGGUUUUACGCUCGAUUCACCGCCUCAAAAUGAGUCCUAUUCAGAAUUUCGAGCAACACUCGCGCCGCCUUGUCGAGCCCGACCUCCAAAUUCAAGUGAGGUUACAGAUGGCAAUGGAGGUAAGGGACAGUCUGGAGAUUGCCCACACAGCAGAGUACUUGAAUUUCCUUAAAUGGUACUUCCGUGCAUUCUCUGUGAUUCUCUUACAAAUCACGAAACCUCAAUUUCAAGACAAUCCUGAGCACAAGCUAAGAAACAUUGUUGUGGAGAUCCUCAAUCGGCUUCCUCACAGUGAAGUUCUUCGCCCUUUUGUUCAGGAUCUCUUGAAGGUUGCAAUGCAAGUAUUAACCACUGAUAAUGAAGAAAAUGGAUUGAUCUGUAUUCGUAUUAUAUUUGAUCUGCUCCGGAAUUUUAGGCCUACAUUGGAAAAUGAAGUUCAGCCAUUCUUAGAUUUCGUAUGCAAAAUCUACCAGAACUUUAGAUUGACAGUUAGUCACUUCUUUGAGAAUGGAGCAGCUGGUGUAGAGGAUGUAAAGCCUGUGAAUACUUCUACUUCUUCUGACCAAGGGAUUACUGGUGCCGGGGGGUACACUGGGACUGUCCAACUUAAUCCAAGUAGCAGGUCGUUCAAGAUAAUAACUGAGAGUCCACUUGUGGUCAUGUUUUUAUUUCAGUUGUAUAGUCGUCUUGUUCAAACCAAUAUUCCUCACCUGUUGCCUCUAAUGGUUGCUGCUAUAUCUGUCCCGGGUCCUGAAAAGGUUCCUCCCCAUUUGAAGUCUCACUUUAUUGAGCUUAAAGGUGCACAAGUUAAGACAGUUUCUUUUUUAACUUACCUGUUGAAGAGUUUUUCUGAUUAUAUCAAGCCUCAUGAAGAAAGCAUAUGUAAAAGCAUUGUAAAUUUGCUUGUCACAUGUUCAGACUCUGUGUCUAUUAGAAAGGAAUUGUUAGUAGCUUUAAAACAUGUUCUGGGGACAGAUUAUAAGAGGGGUUUAUUUCCGUUGAUUGACACACUAUUGGAAGAGAGGGUCCUUGUUGGAACUGGGCGCGCAUGUUUUGAGACAUUAAGGCCGCUGGCUUAUAGUCUACUAGCAGAGAUUGUUCACCACGUUCGGGGAGACCUUACAUUAUCACAGCUAUCACGGAUUAUUUAUCUGUUCUCAAGCAACAUGCAUGAUGCUUCAUUGUCACUAAGUAUUCAUACUACUUGCGCUCGGCUAAUGUUGAAUCUGGUUGAGCCAAUUUUUGAGAAAGGUGUUGACCAGCAUUCCAUGGAUGAAGCACGGAUUCUAUUGGGUCGCAUUUUGGAUGCUUUUGUGGGGAAAUUUAGUACUUUCAAGCGUACCAUUCCUCAGUUGUUGGAGGAGGGUGAGGAGGGAAAGGAUCGUGCUACUUUGAGGUCAAAGCUUGAACUUCCGGUGCAGGCAGUUUUAAAUUUACAGGUUCCUGUGGAGCAUUCAAAGGAAGUUACUGACUGUAAAAAUUUGAUUAAGACCUUGGUCAUGGGAAUGAAGACUAUUAUAUGGAGCAUCACUCAUGCACAUUUGCCCCGAUCGCAGGUUUCUCCGUCCGCUCAUGGAACCCAUCAACAUGUGCUUGCUUCAUCUUCAUCUAAUGUACCAGCAUAUCAAGCGUUCAGAGGGAUGAGGGAAGAUGAGGUGUGGAAAGCCUCUGGUGUAUUAAAGAGUGGUGUGCAUUGCUUAGCUCUCUUCAAGGAGAAGGAGGAGGAGAAAGAAAUGCUUAAUCUCUUUUCCCAGAUUUUGGCUAUUAUGGAACCUCGAGAUCUAAUGGACAUGUUCUCAUUGUGUAUGCCAGAGCUUUUUGAGUGCAUGAUUUCCAACACUCAGCUUGUUCAUAUAUUUUCCUCCCUUUUGCAAGCUUCUAAAGUGUACCGGCCUUUUGCAGAUGUUUUGGUUAAUUUUUUUGUUAACAAUAAACUCGACGUUUUACAGCAUCCAGAUUCACCUCCAGGAAAAUUGGUCUUGCACCUCUUUCGGUGUAUAUUUGGUGCUGUUGUUAAAGCCCCUGCAGAUUUUGAACGUAUAUUGCAGCCUCAUGUGCCAGUUAUAAUGGAAGUUUGCAUGAAAAAUGCCACUGAAAUUGAUAAGCCUCUUGGUUAUAUGCAACUUCUUCGGACAAUGUUUAGAGCCCUUGCUGGAUGCAAAUUUGAACUCUUAUUGCGUGACUUGGUUCCUUCUUUACAACCCUGCCUAAAUAUGCUAUUAACAAUGCUUGAGGGUCCAAUGGGGAAUGAUAUGGGAGACCUCUUGUUGGAACUUUGCUUAACCUUACCUGCUCGGUUAAGUUCAUUGUUACCAUAUCUUCCACGUCUGAUGAAGCCUUUGGUUUUGUGUCUCAAUGGAGGUGAUGAACUAGUGAGCUUAGGUUUAAGAACUCUGGAGUUUUGGGUGGAUAGUUUGAAUCCUGAUUUUCUGGAGCCUAGUAUGGCUAAUGUGAUGUCAGAGGUGAUUUUAGCCUUAUGGUCUCACCUGAGGCCUGCACCCUAUCCUUGGGGUGGAAAAGCAUUGCAAUUACUUGGCAAGUUAGGUGGUCGUAACAGAAGAUUUCUCAAGGAGCCCCUUGCACUAGAAUGCAAGGAGAACCCAGAGCAUGGGCUGCGCUUGAUUCUUACAUUUGAGCCCUCAACUCCAUUCUUGGUGCCACUGGAUCGAUGUAUAAAUCUUGCUGUAGCAGCUGUUAUGCACAAAAAAAGUGGCAUGGAUGCUUUCUACCGAAAGCAGGCUUUGAAAUUUAUUUGUGUUUGCUUGGCUUCUCAGCUUAAUUUGCCAGGAAAUUUUGUUGAUGAGGGGUACACACCGAGACAAUUGUCAUCUUUGUUAGUUUCUACCCCAGAUACAUCUUCUUCCAGGCCGGAGACAUCAGAUUUGAAGACUGAUUUAGGAGUGAAGACGAAGACCCAACUUAUGGCAGAAAAGUCAGUUUUCAAGAUUUUAUUAAUGACUGUCAUUGCUGCAAGUGCAGAACCAGAUCUUAAUGACUCCAAGGACAAUUUUGUUGUUAAUAUUUGCCACCACUUUGCAAUUAUAUUUCACAUUGAUUAUACCUCAACUAAUGCUUCAGUUCCUACUGCUGGGCGUGGGGGACCAAUGCUGUCCUCAAAUGGAAACAUUAACUCCAGGUCUAAAAGUAGCACUGCUUCCAACCUAAAGGAGUUGGAUCCUUUAAUCUUCUUAGAUGCUUUGGUUGAUGUGCUAACAGAUGAAAAUAGGCUCCAUGCGAAAGCUGCUCUUGAUGCUCUAAAUGUGUUUGCUGAAACACUGUUGUUUCUUGCUCGCUCAAAGCAUGCUGACAUGCUGAUGUCAAGAGGAGGCCCGGGUACUCCUAUGAUUGUCUCCAGUCCAUCAAUGAAUCCUGUAUAUUCACCACCUGCCAGCGUGCGCAUUCCAGUUUUUGAGCAACUGCUGCCCCGUCUUUUGCAUUGUUGUUAUGGAAGUACAUGGCAAGCACAAAUGGGAGGUGUUAUGGGACUUGGUGCAUUGGUUGGAAAGGUUACUGUUGAGACUUUGUGCCUUUUCCAAGUUAGAAUUGUUCGGAGUCUGGUGUAUGUGCUUAAAAAGCUACCUAUUUAUGCCACCAAAGAGCAGGAAGAUACAAGUCAGGUUCUUACACAGGUUCUUCGAGUGGUGAAUAAUGUGGAUGAAGCAAACAGUGAGCCUCGCAGGCAAAGUUUUCAAGGAGUAGUUGAGUUUCUUGCUUCAGAGUUAUUCAAUCCUAAUGUAUCUAUUACUGUGAGAAAGAAUGUGCAAUCAUGUUUGGCCCUUUUGGCUAGUCGGACUGGUAGUGAGGUGUCUGAGCUGCUUGAGCCUUUAUAUCAACCUUUGCUCCAGCCCCUUAUAGUGCGUCCGUUGCGGUCAAAAACUGUUGAUCAACAGGUUGGAACAGUUACAGCUUUAAAUUUCAUUUUAGCAUUGAGGCCUCCUCUUCUCAAGUUGACUCAAGAAUUGGUGAACUUUCUCCAAGAAGCAUUGCAAAUAGCAGAGGCUGAUGACACAGUGUGGGUCGUGAAGUUUAUGAAUCCCAGAGUGGCCACAUCAUUAACUAAACUUAAAACAGGUUGCAUUGAGCUACUCUGUACUACAAUGGCAUGGACAGACUUUAAAACACCAAAUCAUUCUGAUCUGCGUGCUAAGAUAAUAUCCAUGUUUUUCAAGUCUUUGACCUGUCGUACAUCAGAAAUUGUUGCUGUUGCAAAAGAGGGUCUACGGCAGUUUGUUCAGGUCAUCAAUCAGCAAAGGAUGCCCAAAGAACUUCUUCAGAACAGCCUCAGACCUAUAUUAGUCAACUUGGCAAAUACCAAGAAUCUCAGUAUGUCUCUUUUGCAAGGUUUGGCCCGCCUACUUGAACUGUUGUCCAACUGGUUUAAUGUUACUUUGGGUGGAAAGUUGUUAGAGCACCUUAAGAAAUGGUUGGAGCCUGAAAAACUUGCUCAGAGUCAGAAAUCAUGGAAAGCUGGUGAAGAGCCCAAAAUUGCUGCAGCUAUCAUUGAACUUUUUCACUUGCUUCCUCAAGCGGCAUCGAAAUUUCUUGAUGAACUUGUAACAUUAACCAUUGAUUUAGAAGGGGCUCUUCCCCCAGGACAAUUCUACAGCGAGAUUAAUAGUCCAUAUCGUCUUCCACUGACAAAAUUUUUAAAUCGAUAUUCAACACUUGCUGUUGAUUAUUUUCUCGCUCGAUUAAGUGAGCCUAAAUACUUUAGACGGUUUAUGUAUGUAAUACAAUCAGAUGUUGGCCAACCAUUGAGAGAUGAACUUGCAAAGUCCCCACAAAAGAUACUUGGAAGUGCCUUUCCUGAAUUUAUGCAAAAAUCGGAUGCAACAACUACCGGAACUUCAACUCCACCUAGUACUUUAACAGGGGAUGAAGGCCUCACUUCUCUGCCACAGGAUAGUUCUAAUUUAUCAUCUACAGCCCCUGCUGCAACAUCAGAUGCUUAUUUUCAGGGUCUUGCACUUGUCAAAACAUUAGUGAAGUUAAUACCUGGCUGGUUGCAGAGUAAUCGUAUUGUGUUUGAUACUUUGGUUCUUCUCUGGAAAUCACCGGCAAGAAUAUCUCGUUUGCACAAUGAACAAGAGCUCAACUUAGUACAGGUGAAAGAAAGCAAAUGGCUUGUCAAAUGCUUCUUAAAUUACUUACGUCAUGACAGAACUGAAGUGAAUGUUCUCUUUGAUAUCCUUUCUAUCUUCUUGUUUCAUACUCGCAUUGAUUACACCUUCUUGAAAGAGUUUUAUAUAAUUAAGGUUGCAGAAGGUUAUUCCCCCAACAUGAAGAAAGCACUUCUCUUGCAUUUUUUGAACCUUUUCCAAACUAAACAACUUGCUCAUGACCAUCUGGUGAUUGUGAUGCAAAUGCUCAUUCUUCCAAUGUUAGCUCACGCAUUCCAGAAUGGCCAAAGUUGGGAGGUUGUUGACCCUAGCAUUAUAAAAACAGUUGUUGACAAACUUCUUGAUCCUCCAGAAGAGGUUUCUGCUGAAUAUGAUGAACCAUUGAGGAUAGAACUUUUGCAACUUGCUACGUUACUUCUUAAGUAUCUCCAGAAUGAUCUUGUUCAGCACAGGAAAGAACUUAUCAAAUUCGGUUGGAAUCAUCUCAAACGGGAAGAUAGUGCUAGUAAGCAGUGGGCAUUUGUCAAUGUGUGUCACUUCUUGGAGGCCUAUCAAGCCCCAGAAAAAAUUAUUCUUCAGGUUUUUGUUGCACUUCUUAGAACUUGCCAGCCAGAGAAUAAAUUGUUGGUUAAGCAGGCCCUUGAUAUACUAAUGCCAGCAUUACCAAAAAGGUUGCCUCUUGGGGAUUCUCGAAUGCCAAUUUGGAUACGGUACACCAAAAAGAUUUUGGUUGAGGAGGGUCACUCAAUCCCUAAUUUGAUUCACAUUUUCCAGCUCAUUGUACGUCAUUCAGAUCUCUUCUACAGCUGCAGAGCACAAUUUGUCCCACAGAUGGUGAAUUCUCUUAGUCGACUUGGAUUGCCAUAUAAUACUGCAGCAGAAAACAGGCGCCUUGCCAUUGAACUUGCUGGAUUGGUUGUCAGUUGGGAAAAACAAAGGCAAAAUGAAAUGAAAGUGGUAACUGAUAGUGAUGUGUCCAACCAGAUGACUGAUGGAUUCAAUCCUAGCUCUUCUAGUACUGACCUUAAACGUCCAGUUGAUGGUUCCACAUCUUCUGUUAAAGUAGAACCUGGUCUUCAAUCCCUAUGUGUCAUGUCACCUGGAGGUGCCUCAUCAAUCCCUAACGUUGAAACACCAGGUUCUGCUGGCCAACCUGAUGAAGAAUUCAAGCCAAAUGCUGCUAUGGAAGAAAUGAUUAUCAAUUUUCUAAUCAGAGUGGCAUUGGUCAUAGAGCCUAAGGACAAGGAAGCGAGUAUCAUGUACAAGCAGGCUUUAGAGCUACUUUCACAAGCUCUGAAGGUGUGGCCAAAUGCCAAUGUUAAGUUUAAUUACUUGGAAAGGUUACUGGGCAGCAUUCAACCAACUCAAUCAAAGGACCCUUCCACAGCUCUUGCACAGGGAUUGGAUGUCAUGAACAAGAUCCUGGAGGAGCAGCCACGAUUAUUCAUUAAAAAUAACAUCAAUCAGAUAUCUCAGAUUCUUGAACCUUGUUUCAAGUAUAAAAUGUUAGAUGCUGGAAAGUCGUUGUGUGCAUUGUUGAAGAUGGUCUUUAGUGCUUUCCCUCUAGAUGCAGCAAGCACACCAAAUGAUGUAAAGCUUUUGUAUCAGAAGGUCGAUGAGCUCAUACAAAAGCAUAUAAAUAUGAUUACAGCUCCUCAGACGUCAGGUGAAGAUAAUUCUGCUAACUCGAUUAGCUUUGUGCUGCUUGUCAUCAAAACCUUGGCAGAGGUGCAGAAGAACUUCCUUGACCCUACACUUUUUGUUCGUAUUUUCCAACGUCUGGCACGAGAUAUGGGAUCUUCAGUGGGAUCUCAUCUGAAACAAGGUCAGCGAGCUGAUCCAGAUUCUGCCGUCUCUUCGUCACGUCAAGUGGCUGAUGUUGGAGCAGUCAUCUCAAAUCUAAAAUCUGUCUUGAAGCUUAUAAGUGAGAGAGUCAUGCUUGUUCCAGACUGCAAACGAACUGUGACUCAACUAUUGAAUGCAUUGCUUUCAGAUAAGGGUACUGAUCCUAGUGUGCUGCUUUGCAUACUUGAUGUGUUGAAAGGGUGGAUUGAAGAUGACUUAAGCAAACCAGGCAUGUCUGGCUCAUCUAGUGCUUUCCUGACUCACAAGGAAAUAUUGUCUCUUCUUCAGAAGCUUUCUCAAGUUGAUAAACAGAACUUUCAGCCCUCUGCCAUGGAAGAGUUGGACAGGAAAUAUCUUCAACUUCUUUAUGGAAUCUGUGCUGAUUCAGAUAAAUAUCCCUUGGCUCUGCGUCAAGAGGUGUUCCAAAAGGUUGAAAGGCAAUACAUGCUUGGUUUACGGGCAAAGGAUCCUGAAAUGAGGAUGAAAUUCUUCUCACUGUAUGAUGAAUCUCUGGGGAAGACCUUGUUCACAAGGCUGCAGUACAUUAUCCAAAUUCAGGACUGGGAAGCAUUGAGUGAUGUCUUCUGGCUUAAACAGGGACUUGAUCUCAUUCUAGCAAUCUUGGUUGAGAAUAAGCCUAUUACACUUGCUCCGAACUCUGCAAGGGUUUUCCCACUUUUGGUUUCAGGUUCUCUUUCUGAUAGUUCGGCAAUGCAGCAUCAGAGUAUAGAUGCUCCAGAGGCUCUUGAUGAUGCUCCUCUUACAUUAGAGAGCCUUCUUCUGAAGCACACACAGUUUUUGAGUGAAAUGAGCAAACUUCAGGUGGCUGAUCUUAUUAUCCCUUUGAGAGAGCUAGCUCACAUUGAUGCGAAUGUUGCAUACCAUCUGUGGGUGUUGGUAUUUCCCAUUGUCUGGGUUACCUUACACAAAGAAGAACAGGUCGCUCUAGCUAAACCAAUGAUUACUCUCCUGUCAAAGGAUUAUCAUAAGAAGCAGCAAACGAGCAGACCAAAUGUUGUGCAAGCACUUCUUGAAGGACUCCAAUUGAGCCAUCCUCAACCUCGAAUGCCAAGUGAACUCAUUAAAUACAUAGGAAAAACUUACAACGCUUGGCACAUAGCAUUGGCUCUGCUUGAAAGUCAUGUAAUGUUGUUUAUGAAUGACGCAAAGUGCUCUGAGUCUCUAGCGGAGCUGUACCGUUUGCUCAAUGAAGAAGAUAUGAGGUGUGGGUUAUGGAAGAGAAGACCAAUCACUGCAGAAACUAGGGCAGGACUUUCACUUGUUCAGCAUGGUUACUGGCAGCAGGCCCAAAAUCUUUUUUACCAAGCGAUGGUUAAGGCUACUCAAGGAACAUAUAACAAUACGGUGCCAAAAGCUGAAAUGUGUCUUUGGGAAGAGCAAUGGCUUUACUGUGCUUGCCAACUUAGUCAGUGGGAUGCAUUGGUGGACUUUGGAAAGAGUAUUGAGAAUUAUGAAAUACUACUUGACAGCCUGUGGAAAUUGCCUGAUUGGGCAUAUAUGAAGGAUCAUGUAAUCCCAAAGGCACAAGUAGAGGAAACUCCAAAACUUAGUUUGAUUCAAGCCUUUUUUACCCUACAUGACAGAAAUAUCAACGGUGUAGCGGAUGCCGAAAGCAUUGUGGGGAAAGGUGUUGAUAUUGCUUUAGAACAGUGGUGGCAGUUGCCUGAAAUGUCAGUUCAUGCAAGGAUUCCUCUUUUGCAGCAAUUCCAGCAGCUAGUUGAGGUUCAAGAAUCUGCUAGAAUUCUUACAGAUAUUUCCAAUGGGAACAAGGUUUCCAGUGGUUCUGUUGUUUCGGUACAUGGAAAUCUUUAUGCUGAUCUCAAGGACAUUCUAGAGACUUGGAGGCUUAGAACUCCAAAUGAGUGGGAUAAUAUAUCUGUUUGGUAUGAUUUGCUUCAGUGGAGGAAUGAAAUGUAUAAUUGUGUCAUAGAUGCGUUCAAAGAUUUUGGAAACUCAAAUCCACAACUUCAUCAUCUUGGUUAUCGUGACAAAGCUUGGAAUGUGAAUAAGCUUGCUCGCAUUGCUCGUAAACAAGGCCUUUAUGAUGUUUGUGUGACUAUACUAGAAAAGAUGUAUGGCCAUGCCACCAUGGAAGUACAGGAAGCCUUUGUUAAGAUAAGAGAACAGGCAAAAGCUUACCUGGAGAUGAAGGGGGAACUUAGCAGUGGUCUGAAUUUGAUCAAUAGCACUAAUUUAGAAUAUUUUCCUGUGAAACACAAAGCAGAGAUUUUCCGUCUCAAGGGGGAUUUCUUGUUAAAGCUAAAUGACACUGAAGAAGCUAAUGUUGCUUAUUCCAAUGCUAUCACUCUUUUUAAAAAUUUGCCGAAAGGGUGGAUAAGUUGGGGAAAUUAUUGUGACAUGGUGUAUAAAGAGAGCAAUGAUGAGGGUUGGUUAGAAUAUGCUGUUAGCUGCUUUCUUCAAGGUAUUAAAUUUGGCGUUUCUAAUUCCAGAAGCCAUCUAGCUCGUGUCCUAUAUCUUCUGAGCUUUGAUACUCCCAAUGAGCCUGUGGGUAGGGCAUUUGAUAAGUAUUUGGAACAAAUACCCCAUUGGGUUUGGCUUUCUUGGAUUCCACAGCUACUACUUUCACUGCAGAGAACAGAAGCACCUCAUUGCAAACUGGUCCUACUAAAAAUUGCCUCUGUGUACCCACAGGCUCUGUAUUACUGGCUCCGCACAUAUUUGCUUGAACGCCGUGAUGUAGCAAAUAAAUCUGAACUAGGUAGAAUUCAAAUGGCACAGCAAAGAAUUCAGCAAAACACCUCUGCUGCCAGUGCUGGUUCUCUUGUAUUGGCUGAUGGAAUUGCAAGAGCACAGAAUCAGGGUGGGGGUAUUUUACCUCCAGACAACAUGAUUAAUCAAGCCACUCAAUCUGGUGGGAUUGUAUCUAAUGAUAGUGGUAAUUCUCAUGGGCUUGAACCCGAGCGGCUAACAACUGCAGAAAGUAGUGUGAACACAUCCAACGAUCAACCUGUGCAGCAAAGUUCUUCUGCCACCAAUGAAGGUGGUCAAAAUGCAAUGAGGCGUAAUGGCGCUUUAAGUGUGGUAGCUUCUGCUGCCAGUGCUUUUGAUGCUGCAAAGGAUAUAAUGGAGACCCUUAGAAGCAAGCACACAAACCUGGCUAGUGAACUCGAGAGUUUACUUACCGAGAUUGGUUCAAGAUUUGUUACUCUGCCAGAGGAGAGGCUCCUGGCAGUUGUAAAUGCUCUGCUGCAUCGUUGUUACAAGUACCCUACAGCUACAACAGCAGAGGUUCCACAGUCCCUAAAGAAGGAGCUUUCUGGUGUUUGCAGGGCAUGCUUCUCUGCAGAUGCUGUGAACAAGCAUGUUGACUUUGUUAGAGAGUACAAGCAGGAUUUUGAACGUGAUCUUGAUCCAGAAAGUACAGCUACUUUUCCUGUCACCCUCUCUGAGCUCACUGAAAGAUUGAAACACUGGAAGAAUGUUCUCCAGAGCAAUGUUGAGGACAGGUUUCCAGCUGUAUUAAAACUGGAAGAGGAAAGCAGGGUUUUGCGUGAUUUCCAUGUGGUUGAUGUAGAGAUUCCUGGACAGUAUUUUGGUGAUCAGGAAAUUGCACCUGAUCAUACUGUUAAGCUCGAUAGGGUUGGAUCUGAUAUACCAAUAGUGCGAAGGCAUGGAAGCAGUUUUCGACGGUUGACUUUGAUAGGCUCUGAUGGCUCUCAACGACAUUUCAUUGUUCAGACUUCUUUGACCCCUAAUGCUAGAAGUGAUGAACGCAUAUUACAGCUUUUCAGGGUGAUGAACCAAAUGUUUGAUAAGCACAAGGAAUCAAGACGCCGCCACAUAUGCAUUCACACACCAAUUAUUAUACCUGUUUGGUCACAGGUUCGCAUGGUUGAAGAUGAUCUGAUGUACAGCACCUUUCUUGAGGUUUAUGAGAACCAUUGUUCUAGGAAUGACCGAGAGGCUGAUCUACCUAUUACUUUUUUCAAGGAACAGUUAAACCAAGCUAUAUCUGGCCAAAUCACACCUGAAGCUGUUUUAGAUCUCCGUCUCCAAGCUUAUAAUGAUAUAACGAAGAAUUUUGUGAAUGAGAGCAUUUUUUCUCAGUACAUGUACAAGACACUGCUGAGUGGCAAUCAUAUGUGGGCUUUCAAGAAGCAAUUUGCCAUCCAGUUAGCCCUGUCAAGCUUCAUGUCCUAUAUGCUACAAAUCGGGGGAAGGUCCCCAAAUAAGAUUUUGUUUGCUAAGAACACUGGGAAGAUAUUCCAGACAGAUUUUCACCCAGCUUAUGAUGCAAAUGGAAUGAUUGAGUUUAAUGAGCCUGUGCCUUUCCGUCUGACAAGGAACAUGCAAUCAUUCUUCUCUCAUUUUGGUGUGGAAGGCCUCAUCGUGUCUGCAAUGUGUGCUGCAGCGCAGGCUGUGGUUUCAUCUAAACAAAGCCAACAUUUAUGGUAUCAGUUAGCCAUGUUCUUCCGUGAUGAGUUGCUGUCAUGGUCUUGGAGAAGACCACUUGGGAUGCCUCUCCCCUCUGUUGUUGGAGGGAGUUUGAACUCAGUCGAUUUCAAACACAAGGUUAGCACCAAUGUGGAGAAUGUUAUUGGCCGGAUCAAUGGAAUAGCACCUCAUUAUUCUGAAGAGGAAGAGGAUGCCAUGGAGCCACCACAAUCAGUACAGAGGGGUGUGACCGAGUUGGUUGAGGCCGCUUUGAACCCCAGGAACUUGUGUAUGAUGGAUCCAACAUGGCAUCCAUGGUUUUGAUUGUAAGUUAUCAAUUACUUUUGCAAUCAAUGUUGGAUAUGAUGUGAUAAUAAAAUUUUGUAUAUAAGAAUCUGAGUCCACAAGUUUAGUGUAAAGUCUCUUUCCGCAAAUCACUGGAGAUGAUUGGGUUUGCUAUGUAUAAAACUGCCCUGCAUAGAUGAAACCACUUGGGACUUUGCUUUGUUAUUA
Messenger RNA from Mangifera indica (mango), 12125 nucleotides. RefSeq names its product transformation/transcription domain-associated protein-like. Bases 261 to 11936 code for a protein of 3891 amino acids. The transcript is spliced from 35 exons. Lineage: Eukaryota; Viridiplantae; Streptophyta; Magnoliopsida; Sapindales; Anacardiaceae. The record is from RefSeq and is a predicted model, not a curated record. Gene Ontology annotation, molecular function: protein binding; transcription coregulator activity. Gene Ontology annotation, biological process: regulation of DNA-templated transcription; DNA repair. Gene Ontology annotation, cellular component: SAGA complex; nucleus; NuA4 histone acetyltransferase complex.